Messenger RNA from Capsella rubella, 1764 nucleotides. RefSeq names its product protein indeterminate-domain 11. The record is from RefSeq and is a predicted model, not a curated record. The transcript has 4 exons. Gene Ontology annotation, cellular component: nucleus. Gene Ontology annotation, molecular function: DNA-binding transcription factor activity. NCBI's taxonomy places the organism in Eukaryota, Viridiplantae, Streptophyta, Magnoliopsida, Brassicales, Brassicaceae. The coding region runs from base 166 to 1701 and encodes 511 amino acids.
UUUUGUCUCGCUCUUUUUUUUUUUUUUUUAAUCUUUAUCAGUAUAUAUAUGUCUGUAUAUAUAGAUAAUAGAUCUGAACAAAGUUUGUCGAUUUCUAACUUAUAUUUGCUUCUUCUUCUUUCUUUCUUUUUUUAAGGUUUUUUAUUUUGUUUGUUUCGUUUGGUGAUGAUGAACAAAGACAUGUUACUUCAUCAGCAUCAUCAUCAACCACAACAAGAUGAGAAUAUGUCGAAUCUAACAUCAGCUUCUGGUGAUCAAGCAAGUGUCUCUUCGGGAAACAUAACUGAAGCUAGUGGCUCUAAUUACUUCCCUCACCAUCAGCAACAACAACAACAAGAACAGUUCUGUCUUCCAGAUUCACAGCCUCAAAAGAAAAGGAGAAACCAACCAGGCAAUCCAGACCCGGAAUCAGAAGUAAUAGCUUUAUCACCAAAAACACUAAUGGCAACAAACAGAUUCGUGUGUGAGAUCUGCAGCAAAGGUUUCCAAAGAGACCAGAAUUUACAGCUUCACAGAAGAGGUCACAAUCUACCAUGGAAGCUGAAACAAAGAUCCAACAAAGAAGUGAUAAGGAAGAAAGUCUACGUCUGUCCAGAAGCAACUUGUGUCCACCAUGACCCAUCUAGAGCUCUCGGUGACUUAACCGGUAUCAAGAAGCAUUUUUGCAGAAAACAUGGCGAGAAGAAGUGGAAAUGUGACAAAUGCUCUAAGAAGUAUGCUGUUCAAUCUGACUGCAAGGCUCAUUCUAAGACUUGUGGCACCAAAGAAUACAGAUGUGACUGUGGCACUCUCUUUUCUAGGAGGGAUAGUUUCAUAACUCAUAGAGCAUUUUGUGAAGCAUUGGCUGAAGAGACCGCAAGAGAAGUAGUACUGCCACAGAACCAGAACAAUCAACAAAACCCUCUUUUGAUUCAUCAAUCUUCUUCUUAUCCUCAUCAACAUCAAACUCAACCAAACGUAAACGUCUCUUCUUCAUCUUCAUCCUCCCACAACAUCAUCAAUAGCCUUCACUUCGAACAUGCCAACAAUGGUACUAGCCAUGGAAACAGUAGCAGCAACCAUCUCCAUACAUUUUCCAUGAAGAAAGAGCAACAAAACAAUGACCAUAACAUCAGUUACCACCAUAGUAUCCCUCCUUGGCUUGCUCCUCAUCCACGCGAUCUCACAUCUUCAAACCCUAACCCUAGUAACGGUGGAGGAGGAGGUUUGUUCUCUCUUGCGUCUCCGGCUAUGUCAGCCACCGCAUUGCUCCAGAAAGCAGCCCAAAUGGGUUCUACAAAGACACCUCCUUUACCACCAACCACGGGUUUCGAGAGGUCAACUCAUAAUAAAAACCUCACGACGACAAUGGCGCCCAUGAUGACGUCACCAUCUGCAUUCAACAACAACAACAGUCAAGUUAUGUUUCAAGACUACAACGCUUCCGGGUUUGAUAAUCAAGGUGGAGAAGAAGCAUUCGACGAAGCGUUUGGCGGGUUCUUGAGAACAAACGAAGCUACAGCCACAAGAUCAGACAAGAGCAAAAGCGGUGGAGGAGAAGGUUUGACGAGAGAUUUCUUGGGGUUAAGACCGUUAAUGUCACAUAACGAGAUCCUAAGUUUUGCUGGUCUUGGGAAUUGCAUCAAUACCUCUGCUUCUGAGCAGCUUCACCCAAAGCCUUGGCAGGGAAAGAGAGGAGGAUAUGCAUUGGAUUCGAUCUAAGAGGGUGGUGACUCAUCUUUUGCUAAUAAGCCUAUUUCGUAAAAUUGUUUUUUUCUUCUUCUU